Messenger RNA from Aaosphaeria arxii CBS 175.79, 1083 nucleotides. Its product is annotated as arginine n-methyltransferas-like protein. Gene Ontology annotation, biological process: peptidyl-arginine methylation. The coding region runs from base 1 to 1083 and encodes 360 amino acids. The transcript is spliced from 7 exons. The record is from RefSeq and is a predicted model, not a curated record. Gene Ontology annotation, cellular component: nucleus. Lineage: Eukaryota; Fungi; Ascomycota; Dothideomycetes; Pleosporales. Gene Ontology annotation, molecular function: protein-arginine N-methyltransferase activity.
AUGGCUAACAACGCUGCUGGUUCUUCGCAGCCUGCUAAGGCGGGCGAUCCUCUCGCUCAAAUGGCGCAUUCUGAGGCUCACUACUUCAACAGUUAUAACCACCAUGGUAUCCACGAGGAGAUGUUGAAAGAUGAAGUCCGAACCAAGUCCUACCGGGACGCCAUCUACCAGAACGGUCACUUGUUCAAGGACAAGGUGGUCCUCGAUGUCGGAUGCGGUACAUCCAUCCUCAGCAUGUUUGCGGUUCGCGCGGGCGCAAAACACGUUAUCGGUGUCGAUAUGUCCACAAUUAUCGACAAGGCCAAGGAGAUCGUCGAGCGAAACGGAAUGAGCGACAAGAUCACUCUUCUGCAGGGAAAGAUGGAGGAGGUAGUGCUCCCAUUCGACAAGGUUGAUAUCAUAAUAUCUGAGUGGAUGGGCUACUUCCUACUCUACGAGAGCAUGAUGGACACUGUUCUUUACGCUCGUGACAAGUACCUGGCUAAGGACGGUUUGAUCUUCCCUGACAAGGCUACUAUCUUUAUGGCCGGUAUUGAGGACGGUGACUACAAGGAGGAGAAGAUUGGCUUCUGGGACAACGUCUGGGGCUUUGACUACACUCCCCUCAAGGAGACCGCCAUGACAGAACCCCUCGUGGACACCGUCGACAUCAAGGCUGUUGUUACGGACCCUGCACACAUCAUCACCUUCGAUCUCUACACAGUCCAAGUCAAGGAUCUUGCCUUCUCACAAGAGUACAGCAUCAACGUGCGCCGGAGCGAUUUUGUCCAUGCUCUCAUCGCAUGGUUCGAUAUUGAGUUCUCCGCUUGCCACAAGCCCAUUCGCUUCUCUACCGGCCCUCACACCAAGUACACUCACUGGAAGCAAACCGUUUUCUACCUCAAGGACGUCCUUACCUGCGAGGAGGGCGAGACCAUCACCGGUACUCUAGUAAACAAGCCCAGCGAGAAGAACCACCGUGAUCUCGACAUCAGCAUCUCCUACAAGCUCAACACCGAGGAUAUGCACAGACAGGCCUCCGGCUCUGGAGUGUACAGGAUGUAUGUGCUAAACGAUGCUUAUUUUCAAGUAUCAUGCAUAUAA